This is a messenger RNA of Cydia pomonella (codling moth), 968 nucleotides long. It is a transcript of the gene Prpk, whose product is annotated as EKC/KEOPS complex subunit TP53RK. Gene Ontology annotation, molecular function: protein serine/threonine kinase activity; ATP binding. The coding region runs from base 213 to 935 and encodes 240 amino acids. The transcript has a single exon. Gene Ontology annotation, biological process: protein phosphorylation. Gene Ontology annotation, cellular component: nucleus; EKC/KEOPS complex; cytosol. The record is from RefSeq and is a predicted model, not a curated record. Lineage: Eukaryota; Metazoa; Arthropoda; Insecta; Lepidoptera; Tortricidae.
AGACAGAUACCUACUAUUUUUUUGGUGGAUGUGGUCCUGUCAAAUUGUAAACAAAUAAUUAUUUAAUUUUAUUACUCUUUUGCAACAUCUCAAGCAGUCUAGGUCUAAAUAUAGGUAUUUAAGGGGCCAUUGCCACUGUUGAAGUAAAAUUGGAGGACAAUCGUGUUGACCAGUUUUUAGGUUAAGUAAUAUUUCACCAAAAACAUCGAAACAUGUGUGAAGAUUUAAAGAUAUUGAAGCAAGGAGCUGAAGCGAAGCUGUACAUCUGUAAUUACCUUGGCAAACCUACGCUAAUCAAGGAAAGGUUCGAGAAGAAAUAUCGGCAACCUGAACUUGAUGUCUCUAUAACAAAGGAGCGAAUAAAAAAUGAAGCUAGAGCUAUAGUUCGCUGUAAAGCAGCCGAUGUCAAAACUCCAGCGUUGUAUUUAGUAGAUUUUGAGCGUAGACGCAUAUACAUGCAACAUUUUAUGCACAGCAUCACAGUGAAAGACUUCAUAAUAAACAUUUUUACGAAACAUCUUCAGUAUGGCUCGGGCGAUGGACCAAAUAGCCUUGACAAACUUGCCAGACUAAUCGGGCAAACUGUGCGUAAGCUACAUGAAAACAACAUUAUUCAUGGAGAUUUAACUACAUCAAAUAUGUUAUUAGUUGAUAAAAAUUCAAAUUCCAAUGAUUCUAAUUGGUUAGAUGUAGAUAAUGUGGAAUUAGUCAUGAUUGAUUUUGGAUUAUCAUCCUUCGAUACAAGUGCGGAAGAUAAGGGGGUGGACUUGUAUGUCCUGGAGAGGGCACUGAUCAGCACCCAUAAUGACUACCCGGAGAUAUUCAGCAAAAUCUUGGAAGCAUAUAAAAAUCACAGCAAAAAUAACAUAAAGGAGAUUAUCAGCAAGUUUGAAGAAGUGAGGGCAAGAGGAAGGAAGAGGACAAUGGUAGGAUAGUUGGUUGUAAAUAAAAAGUUUUAUAUAUUUAAA